Molecule: messenger RNA, 2331 nt
Organism: Plasmodium vinckei vinckei
Lineage: Eukaryota; Apicomplexa; Aconoidasida; Haemosporida; Plasmodiidae
Product: conserved Plasmodium protein, unknown function
Exons: 23
Coding region: 1-2331 (776 amino acids)
Biological process (GO): regulation of cytoskeleton organization
Cellular component (GO): axoneme
Molecular function (GO): microtubule binding
Source: RefSeq, a predicted model, not a curated record
AUGGAAUUGCCAAGAGAAGUUAUAAAAUGGUUGCAGCAUUUAAAUCUUCCUUAUUCUUUUAAAAAUAUAAAAAAUGCGAGCAAUGGGAUAAUAAUUGCAGAAAUUAUAAACACAUAUAUGCCUCAAAGUAUCACCAUGAGCAACCUUGAGAACGGAUUUAGCAAAGACAUAAAAAAAAAUAACUGGAAAUUUUUAAAAAAGCAUUUAGAAAGUUUCAAUAUAUUUUUCGAUGAAAUAUCUAUUAUUAACUCCGAUAAAAAUUAUAUUAUAAAUUUGUUCAUCCAAUUAUACGAAUUUUUUAAUGGAAAAAAAUGUCAAAACGAAUAUUAUUGUACGAAUGUAGAGGGUGAGCAUAAUGCCCCAUCCUUUUCGAAGCCUACAAUAACGCAGAAAAUACGAGAAAGUGCUGUACAUGAUAUAGUGGAUACAGACGAAAGAAUGAUGAAAACAUAUCAAAUAGUUAAAGACGCCGAAUACAACAUUGCACUUGAAAAGGAGAAAAAAAAAAGAGAAAAUCAAAAUAAAGAGGAAAAACAAAAAAAAAGAACGGAUUCAAAUGAAACACAUUUAUUUAAUGAAUUUGAAAAAAACUGUAGCAUCAUAACCAUAAAUGAUAUUAGUGAUUAUGUGGGAAAUACCGAUAUUAAAACUCUUGAUUCAUUCAUUAAAGAGAAGGAUAAUUUAAAAUACUUAACCGCAAUGAAUACCUUUAAGGGUAAAAAUUCCAACGAAACAAAACAAACACUAAAUCAAAACUAUGAAGAUAAAAGUGUGGAAGAAAUAAUAAUUACAGUUUUAUCUGAAUACAUUACGGAUUAUGAAAUGAAGGAGGAAAAUGAUAAUGAAUAUGUGGAAGAGCAGAAUAAAAAAAUAAAGGAUAUUGGCAAAUAUCAUAAAUUCAAAUUAUAUGGGGAUACAACUGGGGAUAAUUUAUAUGCAAAUUUUCAAUCCAUUUGUUUUUUAAAAGAAUAUGAUUUAAUAAAGAAGAUAUUAGACACACUGAAACAUUUUAAUGAAAAUUUUUCUAUAUUGCUAUCUUUGCAUCCUGACAAAUUUUUUCACAUAUGGAAGCUAUUUUUUCCAGUGAUAUCUAGCUCUACAUGUGACAACGAAAUUUUUAUCGUAAUUAUGGACUACUUGAAACAGCUUCUAAAUUAUUUAAAUAUAGAAGACUUAACAACUAAAGAAAUUUUGUGCCAUAUUAUUUUAAAAAGCCUUUUCAUUAUUGACAAAGAUGACUACAAGGAUUCCAGAUGCUUUUGUGAAUUGAUAAUUUUAAUAAUAAAAAAUGACAAACACAUUUUAAUGAACAUUUUAAACAUGAUUAAAAAUAAUAUGUCUUUAAAUUUCUUUUAUCUUUACUUAUCUAACCUUUUAAAAUUGUCAACAAAUUUGGUUCUUCAUAAGAAAGAUAUAAAGGACAUUUAUCUGUACUACAUAUUUAUUGGGUUGCAUGCUAAUAAGGAACCAAUUAUAUUAUAUUGUUUGGAUAUGUUAACCACAUUUAGCAUGCACGAAGCCUGCUAUGAUAUACUACCGUUUUCGAGCAUAUUAUAUAACAUUCUCGAAAUGAAGAACAUAAGCUAUUACAUAUUUACUUUUGUUGUAAGCGCUAAUGUUGUUUCUAAAUUAAUGGAAAAUGAUCAGAAUAAUUCUGGAUAUAAUGCUCAUAUUAAUGAGUUUAUAAAAAUAUGCUAUACAAUUUUGGAAAAUACUAAAAGAAAGGAACUACUAUACUUAUUUUUGUUGUAUUCUUACAAAAUAAUAAAUAAGAACGAUGAUAUUUAUGACAUAUAUUUUAUGAAAUAUAGUAAAUUAAGUGAUGAGGAACUCAAAAAUUUUAUUAAAAAUAAUAUAUUUGAAGCAUAUUUAAGAAAUGUUUCAAGUUUUAAAAUAAUUAAAAAAUAUUUUUCUAAUAUCUUCAACAACAAUAUAAACGAAUUAAACAAGAAAUGUAAUGACACCAUUUUUGAUUCUCUAUUAAUCAAGGGGAAGUUGAAAGAAGACCGUUUUUUAAGAAUUUUAAGAGAGUAUAUUAUAUAUUAUGAUAAUAUGGAGACAUCUAAAUAUUUAGAAAUAUAUAAUAAGAUUUUUGAAAAUCUCAUAGAGAACUUAUUUUCCGAUCAGCAUACAACUUUCGAAUUAUCAAAGGAUAUAUUAAAUGUCUUUUGGUUAUCAUCGAAUUCUCAAUUAAAAGUAAAGUAUUUUGAGAUAUCGGCUAACCAUUUUAAAAACAUGCUAUUAUCGAACAAAAAUAAUAUGCAUUCUCACACUAAAGAGUAUAUUCAAAUUUUAGAAAAAGACACAAAUUUAAAGGAAUUGAUGAAUUAA